AAAAAUCGUUGAUGUACAAGGUGAACCUCUCACCCAAGGCACAGAUAAAGGAAUGGCUUAUGCCAACUUUGUGCUUCACAAGUUUUCCUUCCUUAACAUCACCAGUAUUGGUUCGAAUCAUGUUGUUACAGGCAGCGAAUGUGGAUUUGCUUGUGUCGAUAUUCCUUCAUGUUUCUCUUUUAACCUGGCCGCAUUUCAUGAUAUCGAUGGCAAAGUUCUGUGUGAAUUGCUUCCAUCGGAUAUCUUCAACAACUCAGACAAGCAAAUCCCCAGUCAGAGUCACCAUCACUAUAGUAUCGCAUCUCCAUGUAUCAGUUGGCCUUGUCAGAACAAUGGGAAAUGUGCUGCACAGUACGAAAAGAACAGUUACGUGUGCGUUUGCGCAAAUGGAUACAUUGGGGAACAUUGCGGAACGGAUAUUGACGAGUGCAGUGCUUCCAUCCGGCUCUGUGAUGUUAAUGCAAAUUGCCAGAACAGUUAUGGCUCCUACAGCUGUUCUUAUAAAAGCGGAAUUUCUGGGAAUGGAAAAACAUGUCAAGAUAUUGACGAGUGUAGUGCUUCCAUCUGGCCCUGUGACGUUAAUGCAAACUGCCAGAACACUAAUGGCUCCUACAGCUGUUUCUGUAAAAGCGGAUUUAUUGGGAAUGGAAAAACAUGUCAAGACACCAACGGCUGGACUCUUAUCGCUCGAUUCUCAAACAGCGAUAGCAAGAAUUGGAUGCAUGACGAUGGUAAGUGGUGGUAUGACCAGCAAAUUACCGUUGGAGCGACAAAAAAUUCUUCAGAGAACAACGAUAUGAUCUCAACAGCCUUUUGGUCGGUCAGCGGUAGUGAGAUAAAGAUCACGCGCAGUGACGACCCCAGCCACACCCCUCUGUUACAGACCACAAAUAACUGUUUGGGUGGACAAGCAUUUCGAUCGAAAAUCACAAGUUAUGGCGACUUUAGAAACGGCACGGUUUGGGCCAGUGAUCAAUGUCUUGGAAGCUGUGCGGCUCAAUAUGGCGGACAGUACAAUUCAACAGAUGGGUUUCAAAAGGCUGAGUGCAGUGGAAACAUCCAAAGCGCCAACAAGAUCGGCUUCUGGUGUGACUGGAGUACUGGUGAUGGGUCAGUAAUGAAGAUUGGUGGAGGAGGUAGUAGCUGUGCACGUGCUGAUCAUGGGAUUGGAAUCACAGAAACUGGUGAUGCUUCUUUUGUUGACUUAGGAACCAGCGAGACUGAAUAUGACUUUGGUUAUGAUGCUUUUACAAAUACCGCUCCAUCCCAGUCCUACUCUUUGAACUUAUGGAUCCGUUAAAUAUAAUCAGCUCUUCA
This is a messenger RNA of Stylophora pistillata, 1317 nucleotides long. RefSeq lists its product as uncharacterized. Gene Ontology annotation, molecular function: calcium ion binding. The record is from RefSeq and is a predicted model, not a curated record. Lineage: Eukaryota; Metazoa; Cnidaria; Anthozoa; Scleractinia; Pocilloporidae.